AUGGAAACUCUUUGUGCUGGCUGCCUUGCUGGGCUUUUGUCUGGUGCAUUGGGAGCCGCGGCAUACCGAGACAGGCGCGGUUACGUCCUUCCGGCGGUCGGCCGCACGAAGCGCCAUUCUCACCUGGUGAAAGGACACGAUGGCCUGCCGCCCUUGGCGCUGGACAUCCUCGUGGCGGCUCCCCCAAAGAGGGCGCCAGGGCCAGAGGAGGAGCCGCUUGUCUUCUACGUUUUAGACCCACAACCUCUCCUCUUCGGCGCAGCUGCGCUCUUCGCCUUUGGACAGGCCUCUUAUUUCGCGAACUCCGAAGCUUGCCCAGAAGCGGCUUUCAGGCGGAUGUUCGUGGUCGGCGUCGGCCAUGCAAGUGCGGACUUCUGCUUGUCCGACACCGGCUUCGACGCUCAGGCCCUGCGUCAGCUUCGCCGCAGAGACUUUCCACCGCGCAAUCAUGCCUCUAUUCUCCCGGGCCGCGGACCCAAUGCCCACGCCCAUCGUUUGGUCGAGGCCUUGGUCGACGAGGUGCUGCCCCACGUGGAGAAGAAUCUGCUGGGAUUGUCCCAAGCGCCGCGGCGAUGUUUGCUGGGCGCAAGCUACAGUGCUGUGGUUGCGCUUCAGACGAUGCUGCUGAGACCCGGUGCCUUCACUUCCCUGGUGCUGGGCAGCCCCUCAGUUUCCUUUGACCCCGAGAUCCUUGAAGACGUCGCUGCCGGCGCCUACGUCUCGACAGCGCUUCAAGCAGACGUGAUGGUGCAAAUUCUUCUGGGGGAGUGGGAAGAGAAAGGCCUGGAGCUGCCGGGAAACGUGAGCAACGACUUGCCGGAAGGUGUGCACCGUCUCGCAGCAGCGCUGCGCGAGCGGGGCCUUUCAGUUGACGGCGUACAUAACGUGCUCGAAGAGGACUCCAGCUCCUCAGCUACCACCAUUGCGGAGUCUGUCGAUGGCUCGCCAGAGGCGAAGCCAGGUGUUCGGUUGAAGUUUGCGCAGGAGGGAAGACGUGAGGCCGCGCCGGUCUCACCGCCAGCCGAAAAAUUCAUACACGGCUUCGAGAAGACCGAGGGCUGUCAGCCCAGCCCGCUGCAAACGAUGUGUAUGCAGCCGGGCGUCGUACUUGAGUGCGACGGGAGGAAGAAGUAUGGCCCGCGGCCGCGAAGGGACCGCAUGGCCUGGAAGGACUACAAUGGCGAGGGCCAAGUCAUGUUCGAUGUCUACUGGGACAUGGGCGACCUGUACGAUCAGAAUGCAGGCACCGAGGUCGUGACCUCCACAGAGAGCCCCAUGGCCAAGGAACUGGCUGCAAUGGUUGCGAGACCAUCCACGGCGAAUCUGGAGGCGUCGCAGCCUUGCUCCAACGACAGUGCAAAGCCUCGACCUGCCUCAGCACUGCAAGCAGAACUUCGUGCCCAGUUGGGCCGAUUUGAAGGUUUGAAGCGCCCGGCAUCAGCAAAUCUGCUUGGCGUAAGGGGGGAGUCGCUGUUUUCGACUUCCAAGUCGGCAGCUGCGGUGGUCACGGCUGCUGUUUGCUGGCUUGGCCAAGGUACCCGGAGCGGCGUUCCGGCUGACAGCAAAGUACAAGGCCUCAAAGCCCCUGCGGCUUUGCAGCAAUCUUCCAAACAGCUGGCGGACGCACCGCGGCCGCAGCGGAUCACACGUUCAGCUUCCUGCUCCACGGGCAUUGCCCAAGUCUCGGUGUUGCGCUCGCAGCCGCGGAAGCCCAGGCAGAAAGUGGUGUUGAUUGGCGGGCGUGGUUUAGUGGUGCAGCCGCCCCUCGGAGCGACGAUGGGCCACGGACUGCUCCCCAACGAGUCAAACCUGCGGGAAGCAGUUCGCAAGGGCGAGUUCUACUACCCUUCACCGACCUCGGCGAAGGGGGAACAUCAGCCGCGGCGGACCGCCAGCGUGGCUGUAAUGGGCGUUCAUGCAGGAUAUGGUGGCCUGCACCCGCGCGCAAUUUUGGGCGAAGUGCUGAAGAGGCAGCAGAUCAAUGACAAGGAGGCACGCAUGACCUCUCACGACUUGGCCCUGGCAGUCUGCUCCCUCUCGGAGCCUGCCUCCGCGGGCCAACUCUGCACUUGCUCCAAGGCGCUGAGACGGGCGAUCCACAAAGCCCUUAAAGAGCUGAAGCGCGAGCGCCUCUAUGUCGUCGGAGGCCUGGACGACAGUUUCACGCCGCUGAAUGCGGUGGAGCGGUUUGACCCGGCUGACGGCUCCUGGGAGAGUCUGCCACCAAUCAACACCGCAAGACAUGGAGUUUGCCUCGCCGUGGUGGGUGGCCAGCUCUAUGUGAUCGGUGGGGAGCUCCGCGGAGUAGCCCUGGCCGACGUGCAGCGCUUCAAUCCAUGGGGCAUCCAACAAUGGGAGACGCUUCCAUCCAUGUCCGUGGGCCGGAUCAAGGCGGCAGCGUUCGAAUGCCAGGGCUACCUCUACGUGCUGGGGGGCCAUGACGGCUUCAACGCUCUUUGUUCCGUCGAACAGUUCCACCCCAGGACACAGAAGUGGCAGGAGGUGACGCCGAUGCAGAAGCCGAGGUACGCCUGUUCCGCCACCUGCGCAGAAGGGCGCAUCAUCGUCUUCGGCGGAGAGCUCACAGAAGCGGGUGCUGCCGCUACCUUCGAGGUCUACGACUCCAAGGUGGGCAUGUGGCAGCUGUAUCCCUCGGUGCGGUCCCCUCUUUGCGGUGCAGUGUCGAUCAUCGGCGAAGCCGGAGAAGUCUACAACUUUGGAGGCCUUGGCCUAAGUGGCCAGGCGUUGACCUUUGCGGAGCGAGCGGCGCUGAACGAGACGGUUCGGCAAACAGACCUGGACACCGCUGCCACCCAUGCCGACUGCACGGCAGCAGAUGUCCGCCUGCAUGUUCCAGGCUCUGAGGCUUCGGGGCCCCUCUUCUCGCCCCGAAACAUCCGGGGCACUUCCGCUGCUGACAUGGCGAACAGCGCCGAAGCCGCGGUGGUGGGGGCUGCGGCCAUCGAAAGCGGUGAGGCCUCUGAGAAGGAGCGGUUUGCAGUCACGACUGCCAAAGAGGUUUGGGAGCAGCGCGGUCUCCCACCAGAUUCACCGCUUCUGCCGUACAUGGAUGACAGCCAGUGGCUACGUGCUACGGAGCCGAUUCUGCGAGAGCUGGUCGAUCAGUGGUUUCAGGACUGGGAGGUCGCGAUGCAGAAAUCGAUUUCUGGUAACCUUUGCAUGCGGUCUUUGGCGAGGCGGCUACGCUCCGAGCCCAAGUUUCAAUCAGGCCGCCCCUCGUGCAUCCUUCGCUGUUGCGACACCGUGGAGUGUCUGUGCUAUCACCUCGUGAUUGGAGUCUUGCUCUACUUCAUUGCCCUCUUUAUCUUCAUCGUCCUUGCGGUUCUCUUGGAGCUCCUCCUGUAUCCGGCCCUUUUCAUCUGCAAGUACCUGCCGUCGGGGCAGCGAGGUCCAUGCAUGAAGGAAUGCGACCCAGGCAUCCUCGGGUUCGUCUUCUUUGUCGGCCUCGGAUACGAGCCGUCUGUGUUUCACUAUGUCUCCGAGCUUCUGUACAAGCCCGAGAUGGCAGAGCGGAUGAACAGGAGCUUGCACGACAUGAACGUCGGCUGCUACAUCGACAUCGGCCGAUGUUGGCAGAAGGGCGAUUAUGGAAGGAGCUUCAAGUAA
Symbiodinium sp. CCMP2456 is the source of this 3627-nucleotide messenger RNA. The record is from the annotation of a GenBank genome assembly. NCBI's taxonomy places the organism in Eukaryota, Dinophyceae, Suessiales, Symbiodiniaceae.